Molecule: messenger RNA, 1727 nt
Organism: Cuscuta campestris
Lineage: Eukaryota; Viridiplantae; Streptophyta; Magnoliopsida; Solanales; Convolvulaceae
Source: the annotation of a GenBank genome assembly
AUCCCUUUCCUCUUCUUCUUCGACCGGGUCGUCUUCCCCCAUUCCUCAUCCCCGGUCGAUUCCAAAUCCCAACAUCCCUGAACCGCAGCCGGUAAAUCAGAUGCCCGGUCAGGUUUUUCAGGAGAGGGAUGCACCGGUGGAAGAUGAACCGGCUCCCUAUGACCCUGAAAAUGAGUCGUACGAGAAUUGGGAGGACCGGCUGGAAGCGGCCGGUUAUUCUCCUCUCCCUACCAGUUACCCCUCAGACAUUCCUCCCCGGGUUUCUAAGAUUGCACAAAAUAAAGCCCGUAGGAAUCUCCCGGCGGGUUAUGUUCUUGAGUAUGACACCAACUGGCUCAAUAUCAUCGAGCCCCACCGGGACGACAGGGUAGGUUUUCACAUCGUUUCUCUGGAGAGUGGCACCGUCUUCCCCCUCCGUCCUCUCUUGGUCGAGUUAUGUCGUUGUUUUAAGAUCCUUCCCGGGCAGAUUACACCCAAUGCGCAUCGUUUCCUUAAUGCCUUCGUGAAUAUCUGUGUUGAGCUUAAGAUCGACCCCUCUCUCCGUCUGUUUCUCUUUUUGUUUGAAGUCCUUCCCGGUAAAUCGGGUUGCGACAGCUACGUCUACUUCAGAGGCCGCAACGGUCGCCAAUUUAUUUCUGAUCUUCCACAAAGCAACCGGCAGUGGAAGGAAAAAUUUGUUUUCAUAAAAUUUCCCGAUGUCUCCCCCCUGGCCGGGAUAAGGUGGAACGACCAUAUUCUGAAGUCACAGUAUACCGAGCCGGCCACAGCUCCUGACUUGGAGGAGAGUUUAGAGAAGCUUCUCCAGGGGGACCCCUUCACCGGGCAGAUGUUCCACUAUGGGGCCUGGAUCUGGAGGAUCCAACCGGGUGGCCAAGGUACCCCUCAGGCCCAGGAGGCAGCGGGGCACGGGGUACCCUCCCCGGGCAACACUGCCGAGGCCGGGGGCCCAAGCCACCCAGAUAUGAAUUUCAGGGCGUACAACAUGCCGAAGACAACCGGUGGCUCCUCCUCCGCUGCCGCCACAAACAAGCCGGUGCAACCGGAAACGGUUGUGAUCAAUGAUGAGGAAGACCCUCAGACCGGGGGGAUGGGCCAGACAGGGAACGCACCGGUGAAUCCCUCCCCCAACAAGGGGAAGGGGAAGAUGAGGACGAAGAAAACUGCAACCACUCACCCGGCCGCGAAGAGGAAAAGGGGAGAAAGCUCCCCGGUUGGUGAAUCGAUGGAGGAGUUGUGGGUCAAGAUGACCCUCAAGCUGAAAGAGAUGGGUGAGGUCGGCCCAGAUACUCUGGAACAACUCGCCGGCGAUCCCUCCUCCCGAUUAAGCCAACUCGAGGAGCAGCUGAAAAGAUCCGAGGCUCACAACCGGGAGCUCCAAGAUCUGACGGGCCGUCAAUUGGAUGAGGUGGCCAAUCUUGCGAGGAUGGCCGGGGAGGCAGAAGCCGUGGUCAUCCGGCUGAAGGAGGAGAACCUCAAGCUGAUGGAAGAUUUGGAGCUGAAGGAAAGGGAGUUCCCCGGCAGGGCCAGGCGAUGGGUGGGAGAGAACUUGGAGGAGACGGCCCGGGUGAUCACUUCUACUCCGGAAAUGACGAUGGCGGCCUUCAAGUUUCUCUACCAGGAGGAGCAAGGGAAAGAGAUGAUCACACAGAUCGGCUCAUAUGGUUUCAUGUCCGGGUAGAAACGAGACCGGGAGGCUACACAUGCAGUCCUGGCUGAACGGUUUCCGG